Molecule: messenger RNA, 1419 nt
Organism: Ricinus communis (castor bean)
Lineage: Eukaryota; Viridiplantae; Streptophyta; Magnoliopsida; Malpighiales; Euphorbiaceae
Exons: 1
Coding region: 263-1153 (296 amino acids)
Source: RefSeq, a predicted model, not a curated record
GUAGUAAUGUUUGUGAAAUGACAGAAAUGACCUUAAAUGUCAGAUGCUGCAUUAGUCAGAACAAAAAAGCCUUUACAUUCCCCAUGCCCGGUACCUCUCAAAGAUUCUGUUUCCUUCUCCUUUCCUUGUCAAAGGUAAAGGACUGUUUCCCGCCAAAGUAACUUCUUACCCUCUAUUUCACUGCCCCUCAGUCUCACCCCAGUGGUAGGCACCACAAAGAGAGACUGAAACGGAGAGAGAGAGAGAGAGAGAGAUUAGAGAAAUGAAGGAGGCAUCCAAGGUGAUAAUGGGAGCUACACUGGUGAUGGUGGUGAGCCUUGCUAUAGUGCUAGGCUUGGUUUUGGUGCUACUAGCUGAGCUCUAUUGUACUCUCUUACUUCGUAGGCGCCAGCUCCUUAUCACCUCCUCCAAUCCUACCACCACCACUGCCACAGCCACCAUCAUCUCCGCGUCUCCGGCCGCUAACGCUUCCUCACCAGAGCACUCACUACCUCAAAAUCAUUCAGCUUCUCCUCACAGCUACUAUGCACCAGGGAUUCUUCAGGCCCCAAGAAGCCUCUUCUUCCCUGCAGCUUCUUACAAAGAAAACAAGGCAGCAGAAACAAAGAACCAACUCUCCCAACUUCAUCACAUUCUUGAUGUCCAUACUCAAGAAUUAAAUACAAGUCCCCAAAGAAUCGGUCUUGUAAAAACUUCACCUUCAUCAACUUCGUUAGCGACUUUACCUCACCAGAUUCGAGAAAUCCCAAUUCAAAUUAGCAGCGCUAAUGCUAAUGACAAAGCUUGCAUUGGGGGUGUUGGAGAGUCUUUUGUUUAUAUAUCAAAUCCCAUUUAUGACAAUGACGCAAGCAGGCCAAGUAGGGUGGAGACUCCAUUUGAAACUCCUGAUUCAUCGCCAUCAAGACUGGAAACAGGUGGCUCUUCUUCUUCUUCUUCUUCAGGUGAAGAGGAGAUAGCUCAACCAUCACCAUCUAGUCCACGUUCACUUCCCCUCACACCUCCAUUGACUCCAAUGAAGAAGCUACCAGCAGAGGCAUGUUCAGUUUCUUUAAGAGAUGCAAGGUCUUUAGGCACUUCGGGCAGUGAUUCUGUGAGUAUUAAUGGUUUGUCAUCCUCAUCCUCAGGAUCUCCAUGCACAUCUCCUUCAUGGUGAAUGUUUCAUGAAACCUUUUGAGAAGGGUGUCUUGUGAAUAUAGGGAAAGAUGGAGAGUUUUGUGUCCAGAGCUCAUAACAACUUUCUUUGCAGGCGUGGCCAUGGCUGGCUCGCUCAGGCCAAGUGAAAUCAGUACUCUGUUUUUUUUCCUUGUAUUUUACUUUGCAGAACUGCCCCCUUUUCUCUUUUCUUAUUUAUUUUUUUCCUUUAUCCAUUUCCAUUUACUUGUAUUGGUAUGUUUGGAAUGUAGUUUGCACUUCUCUUUA